AUACACGGGGGGUGUUGCAGAUGUAAAGAGUAAAUCAGCGAGAGCGCCUAUGACUAUUCUACUGAUACUGGACAGCUAUAUUUUUAUUUUGACUUUUUGCUUGUUGCCAGUCGUGAUGACUUCACCAUCCGGCCACAGAGUACAUGAUGGGCACAUGCCAAACUACGCUCGGCCUUUCUUCCUCCCACCUAUGCAAACACAACCUAUGUUUUCACCUCCAGUAUCUCACUUCGUGCACCCUGCCGCCUUCCAACCGUAUUUCUAUCCAUCACUAGAAUAUGGCGGUGGUUUAGGUUUGUAUUAUCCAGUCUGCCCUAUGCAAUACACCAGGAGCUUUAGCCCACAUUCACCGAUGCCCCACACUGGCUACAGAAGACCUUACUUUAAUUCCUCAUUCAUCGCUCGUCCAACGUUUUACCAAACCACCCGAUUCCGGCACUACAAUCCUGUUCGACGAAACGUGACCAACACCGAAGUGCAAACCGACACGAACGAGACGAAUCGCGGCCAAACUAAGAGGGCCGACCCGGCGACGGAGAGCGCCCGGAGCGCCAAGCAAACCACCGAGACCAGAAGAGAGCCGAGCAGGUCCGCCGGUGCCGCACCCGCUGCGGGCGCUGCCGGUGCCGCUGCCGGGGAGGAGCGGCCAUCGCCGCACGCCGACACCCGCAAAGAGCCGAGUGCGGCCGAGCAGAGCGGCGGUGCGGGGGAAGCCCGGAGCGCUCAGGCGGGAAGCUACGCCUUUCAAAAGGAAGAAAUCCGCAUUGAAUGCAGUGAAGGCGCGCCUUCCAUCAACGUGUGGCGGUCGUUUGAAGCCACGGUUCCCAUAUACAACGCCACGCCGAGCAAACAGGCGGAAGAGCGGAUCCAGUGCGAGGUGUGGUCCGUGAGCGCCUGUGACGGCGCUGUGCCCUUCUACAGCCCCUUCGUCGAGGGGGACACCGGCACCCAGAGAGCCCAGGCUCCCGGGGAGGAGGCCGGGGGAGCGGCCGCGCCGCAAGCGCGAGUCCCGGGGCUGCUGCCCGCGCCGAGCCAAUGUCCGCAAAAUGGGUGCAGCGAGUGCGAAGCCAAAGGGGCCGCGGGGAGACCUCCCGCCUCGGCGGACCCGGACCCGCGCGAGACGAACGAAAGUCAGAAGCCCGCGGGGAAGGGCUCGUCCGACAAACCCGCACAACCGCGCGGCCGGGGGGAGAGGGAGAGGGAGCGGGAGAGGGGCGCGGAGACUGACGUGCGGCCACUCUGCCCCUCACCCCGACGCGAGGAGCCGACGUGCGAGGUGAUGCCGAGCGACUCCCCGGGUUCCGCCGAGUCCGGGGACGAGUACGUGCCGUCCUCCAGCGUCCUGGCCUGGCUGCGCCAACACGCUCGCCAGUACCGCUGGGCGCCCCACCUGCCCCAGGCCGUGCGGGACCGGCCCGGCAUCUUCAGCGGCUCUUUCGACGAGAUGUCCUCCAAGGACGAGGAGUCGUCGUCCCUCGACUUCUUCGACGCCAUCCCCCUGAGCAACCAAGUCUCGUACUCUCACCUGAUGUACCAGCCGGCGCCGCUCCAGCUGCCCGAGGUGUCGGCCUCGGACCCCACCCUGGCGGCUGCUGGCAACCAGCUGGAGAGCCGCUGCGCCUUCGACAGGGAGAAGGUGAUCUGCAGCGCUUGUCACAAGGAAGCCUACCCCGACCCCCCAAGUGAAAGCUACGCCGAGUGCAGGUAUCACUCACUGAGCAGGAGCCUGGAGAGGGAAGGCUCCUUGACCCCCGGGGAGCAGGCGCCCGCCGGCAGCGCGCCGACUGGCCACAGGUCCCGCAAGAGCCGCAGGUUCUCCGUCGACUCCUUCGGCUCGAAGACCAAGAAGAAGAGCCGCCACUCGUCCGAUUCCGAGCCGACCCAAGAGGAGCCUGACGAGGAGUACGGCGGCUUCGGGGCCUCCCCCGCGGAGAAAGGGCAGGGGGCAGCGAUCCCGGGCUCCUCCCGCAAGGCGCUCCUCCGCAGAACAUCCAAACUGACCGCAAUGCAGACGUGCAAGAGGCCGGUGCAAGACAAGCUGAAAGGGAGGAAGAGGGGAGCCGAGCUGGUGGAGGGUGCAGUGGGUCGAAGAGAAGCGGCCAGGCUGGACAGCGAGCUCCAGAGAGCCUGGCAAGCCGCCAAACCAGAACGAAAACGCAAGGAGAAGAAAAAGUGUGUACAGAAGGCUAUGAGCGUACAAAAUGAGAGUGAAGAGACAGCUGAUGAGUAUUGGAAUAAAGUUGGUGCUAAACCCAAGUCCAUUGCACAUUCACUUGAUGCUGAGGAUUCAGUGAAAGAAUAUGAGAAACCUCAACAAAAAGUUAGAACGAUUUAUAAAUCCAACCCUCCAAAGAGAGCCACAAAAGAACCUAAUGAAGCAGAGAUCUGGGAGUCUGCUCGAUCACAUGGAUUGCAAGGAAAUGCUGUGAGGAGAGGAAGAACUAAAAAACGAUAUUAAGAAUUUUCACAUCCCAGAUGCACGAGUUCAACAGAGCACAUGAAACGCAACUUUAAAACUCAGUCAUUUUAAAUGACUUCACAUUGUAGCCCACCACUCUAGUUCAACAAUAAAUGGGUGCAAAUCUAA
This is a messenger RNA of Callorhinchus milii (elephant shark), 2587 nucleotides long. RefSeq lists its product as uncharacterized. Bases 50 to 2458 code for a protein of 802 amino acids. The transcript has 6 exons. NCBI's taxonomy places the organism in Eukaryota, Metazoa, Chordata, Chondrichthyes, Chimaeriformes, Callorhinchidae. The record is from RefSeq and is a predicted model, not a curated record.